Molecule: messenger RNA, 1743 nt
Organism: Gigantopelta aegis
Lineage: Eukaryota; Metazoa; Mollusca; Gastropoda; Neomphalida; Peltospiridae
Product: polyamine oxidase 2-like
Exons: 8
Coding region: 162-1700 (512 amino acids)
Molecular function (GO): oxidoreductase activity
Source: RefSeq, a predicted model, not a curated record
GAGCCCUCAAAAGUACCCGGUCUCCGGCGGCAAAUCGCCGCCUGAAACAGCUUUUGCCGCCGCCUACGUUUCGUUGAUGGUAAAAAAAAAAGUGCUUUCUCUUCUUUAAUAAAGUCUCCUACAAAAGGGAUCCAAACAAGGUGCAUCUCAGAGGUUGCAGUAUGAAGUAUUACCUUGGUGACGUACAGGUGUGUCAGUGUCUCGUUCUCUUUAUGUUCGUGUCACACCUGUCUCUCACUGACGGUCGUCACAAACGUGUUAUUGUCGUCGGAGGCGGAAUUGCCGGUUUAGCUGCAGCGAGAAAAAUAAGUAACUGUAAAACGUGUGACAUUCACGUCACUGUGUUUGAAGCCAGACGCGAUCGCUAUGGUGGAAGAAUAUGGACGGACAAGAAACACAUGCCCCAUGCAAGAGGUAUUGAGGCAGAGCUGGGAGGUUCGACAAUCAACAUGCAGGUGAAAAAUAAUCCGCUGAGUAACUUGACGCGAGACUUCGAGCUGGAGACUAGCAAAUUUGGGGAAUCCAUCUUUGUGAUGCCUGAUGGGAAGACGUACAGAGGAAAAGACUUGGCCGAUGUUUAUGUGAAAGCCAUCGAUAUUGUCGCCAGUGCCGUACACAGAGUGAGGUCGAACCAGAAGGACGUGUCUAUGCGUGAGGCCAUCACGAGGUGGGUGGAGGAGGAGGAGGGCGAGCUGGACAUGGAUGGUCCAGUUGGACUCUUCCUGCGGACUCUACCGUCAUUCAGCGUGGGGUCGUACUCAGCACUUCUGUACAGACCAAGUGACCUUGACUUUGGCUAUGAACAGGUGGUGCUUGACGGAAUGUCCGAAGUACUCGACAGAUUGGUAAGUGGCUCUGGCCCUGAAUCGCCGCUAGAAAUUGAGUUGAGAAUGACGGUGCGACAGAUUGAACUGAAGCCGGCUAGCAGGAUUGUACUGGUUCGCACCAAAGACCGAGAGCAGUUUGAGGCCGAUGCCGUCAUAGUGGCAGUUCCUUUGUCCGUCAUACGGAAAGAAAAACUUGUCUUUGAACCAGCCUUGUCUAAAGACUACAGAUACGCACUUGAUCAAGUCGGAAUAAGUAGUGGCAACAAGCUGAUUGUAGAAUUUGAUGAGGUGUUCUGGCCGGAGGAUGUUGGGGUGUUUGUGUUGGCGCCAGCGACGGAGGCAGACGAAGGUUUUCUACAGGUCUGGCUCAACUCACACAAGCUGGGUGGUACUAAAAGUCUAACCGGAAUGAUGUUCGGACCAGCAGCUGACCGCUUCGAGAACAUGACAGAUGAAGAGGUGGAGACAAAAGCUCGACAGCAGUUAUCCAAGUUGUUUGGUGUGAAGAAAGUUGAAGCCAGAAAUGUGACCCAGAUUUUGAGAUCAGACUGGAGUAAAAAUAUUUACACUGGAGGCGCAAGUUCAUUUCCACAAGUCGGUAACAACCCAACCAUCUGGGACACUCUUUCCAAACCGAUCUGCCCUCUCGUUUUCUUCGCUGGCGAGCACACAAUUCUGGAAGGAAUCGGGACAAUGCACGGUGCAUACCAGUCGGGACUCCGAGCUGCAGAACAGUUUCUGUCCGGCUACUGUGAUAAACACAGCAAACACAAGGACAAACACAAGCAGAAACCCGCUCCCAGUGACGGCGAUAAACAAACACUGAACAAGAACAAAGCAAACGAAAGAGAUAAGAAGAAGGAUGAAUUAUAGAUUGGUUGGGACAGUCGAGUUGUAAUUAAAUAAUUUUUUGGAA